Messenger RNA from Fragaria vesca subsp. vesca, 1191 nucleotides. RefSeq lists its product as uncharacterized. The transcript has 9 exons. Lineage: Eukaryota; Viridiplantae; Streptophyta; Magnoliopsida; Rosales; Rosaceae. The coding region runs from base 111 to 1019 and encodes 302 amino acids. Gene Ontology annotation, molecular function: chromatin binding; DNA binding. The record is from RefSeq and is a predicted model, not a curated record.
AACCUCCUUUGUUGCUUUGGGACUUGUGAGUUGAACUGACAUUAAUACUCUCUCUCUUCAGUUUUCGUAUAGAAAUCGGAGUCAGUCUCACUCUUUCACUCUCACCGGUCAUGAAAGACUCAAACUUAGUAUACAAUCGUCGUCAGUCAGAGACAAAGGAGGAAAGAAAACCAAUGGAUUCUCUCUCUGUCUUCACCCAUUCUGAGAUUAUGAAAUUGGAGAAUAUAUUCAAGGAGACACCACAACAAGCACUUACUCAGGGGUUUUUCCAAAAUCUUGCGAUAGAUUUCAGCUGCCAACCAAGCCGUCUUGGAAAAUCGGAUAUAACACAGCAACAGGUGGAAGGUUGGUUCCAGAGCAGACGAAAAGAGAUUCAAGCCAAAGGCACUACUUCAUCUGGUGCCUUUGAUUGGGUUGUUGAAUCCCAUGAAGAUCUUUCAGAUUUGACUAUGUUCAGCAAUGAACCUGACAAUUCUCAAAAAGAUCCAUGCAUCACAGAUCUUUCAGAAUUGGCAUUUGAAGCAAAAUCAUCAAAAGAUGGUGCAUGGUAUGAUGUUGCAUCUUUCCUCACUUACAGAGUUGUCAGUUCAGGAGAACUAGAAGUUCGAGUUCGUUAUGCUGGAUUUGGUAGGGAGGAGGAUGAAUGGGUAAAUGUGAGAAGAGCAGUGCGUGACAGAUCUAUUCCUUUAGAAGAGUCUGAGUGUCAUAAGGUCAAGGUUGGGGAUCUUGUCCUAUGCUUCCAGGAACGAGAAGAUGAAGCUGUCUACUUUGAUGCCCUUGUUGUGGAAAUCCAGAGGAACUUACACGACCAAACAGGCUGCAGGUGUAUUUUUGUUGUUCGCUUUGACCAUGAUAAAAGCAAGGAACAAGUUCCGUUGGGAAGGAUAUGUUGCAGGCCUUCAGAAUACACUUCUUCAGCCAUUGUUAAAUCCGAUCAGGACAUCAAACCUAAGCCGGAGAACAAACCUAAGCCAGAGAUAAAUAGAGAUGAAGAUAUGAAGUUUUCUUUUCUUUAUUGAGAUGUGGCACCGCAGAUGUUAGUAAAAGUUCUUGAGAGUUCAAUCCUCAACAUCAGAAUUAGUUGCCAAUGCAAAGCAUGGUGUAUUUGCAAACACUUGAGCUUUUUACAGUUACUGAUUAACCAGUAAAAAUUCUUCAACCUAUAUGCUAGCUAACAAAUAGUUAUUCAUC